This is a messenger RNA of Diversispora eburnea, 204 nucleotides long. The record is from the annotation of a GenBank genome assembly. Lineage: Eukaryota; Fungi; Glomeromycota; Glomeromycetes; Diversisporales; Diversisporaceae.
AUGAAUCAGACGAAAAAGACGAAAGAGAUGAGACAGGGAAGGAUUGAUGAAAUUGAUCUUUUGGAUCAUACAGGAAAUUUAUUUGGAAUCGGAUCACCAGUAUUAGCAUUCAGGCAAAGUUUAGAUACUGUUCGACCCGAUUUACAAAAUUUAGAAAAAGGUUCAAAAAAUAAUCAUAGAGAUAUUUCAACUUUUCUUGUGUGA